GAUAACAGUAGCGAUAAUGGUAUAACAUCUAUAAUAGUUUUUGCAACUUACACACAGUGGCCAAUGCCCAAUUUCCGAAAGAAAAAAAAAAUUAAUAAUAAUAAAAUGGAAUAUGUUAUUCUAUAUUAAUUAUAAUAAUAUGUUAUUAUCGUAGUUGUAUAACACAUUUAGAAUUUUUUUUUUUUCUCAAGUUUACGCGUUUGUCAUUUAUAGUUAUUCUUUUUAUUAAACAGUGGCUUGUUAUUGUAUUAUUUUUUUUUUACCAACGUUUUUACCUUCAUAACAAUAUUUUAUUGUAAAGGCUUACGGAAUACAAAGUAGGUGCACCGCAUUAUUAUUCAAUAUUAUUUUAGAGUAUUAUUUUUGUAAAUUUACAAUAUGUAUUUGAUAUAUUUUUUUAAAUUAUUACUAUUACGGCGUUAAUUUAUAAUCAUUCAAUAUAAUAUCGUGGCGCCCCAACAAUCUGUUUGGAAUACAUUACUUAUUCAAUUUUAGCAAACAAAAUAUGUUAGUAGGUAGGCAUAUUAUAUAUUUUGAUAACCGUAAUACUAUUCAUUCAUUUUUGACAUUAGCAAAAUUGUUUCAACAUUUUUUGAGAUGACAAUUUGUGUUGCUAUUAAUUUAUGUUCAUAUGAUUAUAAUAUAAUAUUUAUUCACACGGUGUCACUAUUUUAGUAUGACACAAAUGGAAGACCAAGAAAAGCAAUUGGAAAUCGCAUUAGCGUCCGUUCAAAAACAAGGGGUACACAUGAAAAUGUGUUUGGACAAAAAUAAAUUGAUGGAAGCCCUGAAACACGCAUCUGCCAUGCUAGCCGAAUUACGCACUUCUCUAUUAUCGCCAAAGAGUUACUAUGAACUGUGUACUGUGAAAGAUUUACUUAUUUUUAAUAAUAUUAUACAAUAUUCUUAUUAAUAACUUUUAAUAUUAUAUACUUACAGUUAUGAAAGUAACAAACGAGUUGUGUUAUUUGGACUUGUAUUUAGUGGAAGAGUUUGAACGUGGUCGCAAAGUUGAUGAUUUAUAUCAAAUCAUACAGUAUGCCGGAAACAUUGUACCCAGACUGUGAAUAUUUCAAAUUAUCAUUAUAUUUUGUUCAACAUCUAAUUAUUAAAUUUAUUUACUCUAGUUAUUUGUUGAUUACGGUUGGAUUAGUUUACAUUAAAACAAACACAAACUUAAAACGAGACCUCCUGAAAGAUCUAGUGGAAAUGUGUCGUGGGGUUCAGCAUCCCCUGCGCGGUCUAUUUCUACGACAUUAUUUAUUACAGUGUUCUAAAAAUGUAUUACCUGAUAUACCAGAUAAUGAAGAAAAUGAACAUCCUGAAGGCACUGUUAGUGAACAUUCAAAUAAUAUAUUAUUUAUUGAACUCAGCUAAUAGUUGACUUAUAUUAUUUAAGAUUUUUAUUACACGUUUCUAUUUAUAUUUUUAGGUCCGUGAUUCUAUUGAUUUUAUAUUGAUGAAUUUCGCUGAAAUGAAUAAACUGUGGGUGAGAAUGCAACAUCAAGGGCAUUCUAGAGAAAAAGAACGCCGAGAAAAAGAACGUGAAGAAUUAAAAAUUCUGGUUGGAACUAAUUUGGUCAGGUUGUCACAUUUAGAUAGUAUUACAUUGGAUAAAUACCGCAAAGUAAGAUAUUUUGAGUUAUUAAAUCCUUCAUAUUAUAAAUAUAACUUUCAUAUUUUCUUUAGUGAAUACAUGCAAAAUCUAAAAACUUUGUUUAAUUUAUUUAAUUUUAUGUGUUCAGGUAGUUUUGCCUGGUAUUCUGGAACAAAUUGUUAGUUGUCGAGAUGCCAUUGCACAAGAAUAUCUGAUGGAAUGUAUAAUUCAGGUAUUAAAAUUUAGCUUUAAUAUGCAUGUUUAAAAUUGUGUAUGUAUACAUUUUUUUUUUUUUAUUAAUUUUUGAUAUUCAAACACUAAUUUAAUUAAAACUAAAAUUACACAGCAGCCAACAUAUGAGGUGGGAUGGGGAAUUUUAAAUUUCAAAUUUAAUCUGUUUUAAAAUGUUCAUUAAAAAAUUGAUCUACAGCAAUUAUUAAAAAAUUCAAACAUGAUAUAUUUAUUUAUUGGAGGGUGUCUACACCCUCCAAUAAAAUUUUGUCAGUAUUUGCAUUUAAACUAACACAUGCCAGUGAUAUUCAAAUUUUUAUAUGUAAAAUGAACAAAUUCAGUCUAAUCAUUAUUAAACUAAUUAUUAUAAAAAUUGAUUAUGUUAUUAUAUAAUAAUGUAAUAAUAGAUAAUAAUAGUAUUAUCAAUUACAUAAUCAACAGUAUCAGUACUAUUUAUGUUGUAAGUUUUAUUACAUAAAAAUAUUUAAAAUCAUUAUUUAUGUCGGUAUGCAUACAAAUUUAAUUUAAUUAUCAAAAAUAUACCACAUCCUCAUUUAUUGUCUCUAACUAACAUAACAAUAUAACAAAAUUAAGUUACUUAGAACGUAAAUUGUGAUUAAAAUUGGAGUUUAAAUACAAAUACCAAAAUUUAAAGAUGAGAAUACUUUUGAGGCUGUUGCUUUUUUUCUAAAUAAAUGUCAUACACAUAAAAAAAAAUGACAGCUAAUUAAAAAAAAUAAUAAUCUAUGUACAUAAAAUAAAAAACAUGUUUGGAUGUCCGUUAUAGACUCGGAAUCUACUGAACCAAUUCAAAUGCGGUUUUCACUAAUAUUAUCAGCAAUUUUUGAGGAAGAUUUGUAGCUAAAUUUUAUUUCAAAAUUACACCCCUAAAGGGUGGGUGACAUAGAAAUAUUGGUAUUUUAGGUAUGAAAAUCUAAUUAUUCAUUUUGAUUUAUUGGUUACCUUGGUGAUACAAAUAAAAUAAAUAAUAAUAAUACAUUUUUCCCCGAUAUUGAAAACAAUUUAAAAAAACAUGAUUGGUUUUGCGAACAAAUUUUGGCUCUGAUGAAUGAUGAUGUCCACAAAAUAAACCAUUAAAUUCAAUUGAAGCUACCGGGUGAAGUUGUCAAGUACAAAUCGAUUGACACAGUUAUAGAUGAGAGUCAAGCUGUCAACUAUCCAAUAGAGUUUAUUAUAUCUUUGGAACCAUCUGGAAUGCUACCACACAUCUUAACUUUAAAAUUUGGUUCACUGUUGAUGUUCAUUUGCAACUUAGAUUCCCCAAAAUUGUGCAACAGAACAAGAUUUGUUGUUAAAAUACUUUUUUUUUUUUUUAAAUGCCCUGGGGCUUUAUUAUUUAAACGACCUGAUGGUCUUUAUAAAUAUGUUUAACAGGAUAUAUCUUACAUACUAGAUGAUAAUAUAUAUACAUUACACAUUGAUGAAGUCACACUUCCAAUGAAGUGGCUCCUGUACUUAAUUUAAACACUUAAACUAAGUCGUAUGGUUUCAGACGUUUAAGGCGUCUAAUGUCUUUGGACUUGUCUAACAGUUCGAUGGCUAUUGGGUUGAUAUGGUUCUCUAUCUCUUCUCGUGUUUACGAGCAAACUUUUGGAUUUCUUCUGCUAUUGUAGGCAGCAUCAUAUUGCGGUGAAUGGCAUCGUUUCUUUCAAACCGGUAGGCUGCAGUCUACUGGUUAAAAUACUGUCACUAAAUUUAAUUGAGGUCACAAUUAUUAGUGGUAAAUGUAUAGGAGAAAUGCUGAUGCCAUAAAUUCCAAUAAUUUCAACCGAUUUGCCAUUUUAUUUCAAGCGAUUACAGUUUCCAGUAUGUGUGGCUUUUGCUAUAACUAUCAACAAGGCUCAAGGCCAAUCGCUAAGUGUUGCUGGUUUGAACUUAUAAAAUUCCUGUUUUUUGCAUACUCUUUUACAUAAUGUUAACUUUUAAUGGAGUUUCAUAGGAGGUAAAUCCACUGGCAUUGAAUUUGUCACGGGCAACGCUGUGCAGGAUCAGCUAGUAAUAAAAAUAAUAAGAGUUAUAACUUUUUUUGUUAUUAAUCCUUAAAUUAGUUUGUUGCAGCUGUUCAUGCUUCUCUAUUGUAACUUAAUUCUUUCAGGUUUUUGUAGCUUCUUUUGUUCAUAUCCUUCAUUAUUUGGGUCAUAUAUUUUGUCCUCAGUCUUCCUCUUCUAAUGUGUCCUUCUACAUCUCUUUCAAUUAUUGUCUUUAGUUGGCUUUCAUGUCUUAACAUGUGCCCUAUCAUCUUUUCUCUGAAGCAUUACAUUUCAAAGGCUUCCAGCCUAUUUUUUCCAUUAUAUUUCACAACUUUUUUGUAUGACAAUUUAAAAAAAAAAAGCUUCUACCAGUCAUGGUUAAGCAGUAUCACAAAUGUAUCAUGUAUAAAAUAUAUAUUGUAUCUUGUAUCAAAAUACUUUUUAUUACAGUAUCAAGUAUCUUUUUGCGUUAAAAACCACACGAUUUAUGUUUUAGUUUUUUAAAAAAGUAAUCAAGAAUUGGUCAGAAUAAUAUUUAAUAAACAUCUAAAUAUAUGUUAUUUAUAUUGAUUAAUGAUAUUUAUUACCAAACAAUUUAAUUUAUUAUAUUAAUUAUAAUAUGUACUAAUUCUAAAAAUUAUAAUUAUUUAAUUUAUUUUAAAUUAAAAUGAUUCUUAUAAGUUAUAACAAGAUAUCCACCAAAUUGAUGUAUUAUGGUAAUGUAAGAGUUAAAAAUACCUUACAUUCUUUAUAUAUCUUUAAUACUUGUACCAUGUAUUUUGUAUCUUUUCAAGUUUUGUUAGAUAUCUUGUAUAUUGCAUCAAAAUACAAUUUUUUUUUUAGUAUCUGGUCCAACCCUGCUUACAGUUCUUGGAAUUUUAUUUCUUUUUAAAUUUUGUUAUUUUGUGUAAACACCACAGUUUAUGUUUUAAUGUAACAUAAUUUUGCUAUGUUGCCCAUUACUUAGGCCAAGAUAGUAGAUCUAGAUUGUAAGUGUGACAUCCAAUUAACAUAACAUGUUAAGUACUUAUUAAUAUUUUUAAUUUAAUUGUUUUAAAUUUUACAGGUGUUUCCAGAUGAAUUUCAUCUUUAUACACUAAAUAUCUUUUUAAAGUCCUGUUGUGAAUUGCAACCAUCUGUAAACGUAAAGACUAUUGUUAUCUUAAUGAUAAAUCGAUUAACAGUAUUUACUUUCCAAAAUUCUAAUGCAUCUGAAGUGAAAUUAUUUGAAGUACUCACUGAACAAAUAGCUAAUAUUAUUCAGGUAAUACAUUUAUUAAUAUGACCAAAGGUUGUUAUCUUUAUAUAUCUUAUAACAUAUUUAAUUAUUCUAUUAUAUUUCCUAUUAUUACAAUAUUUAUUUAUUUAUUUGUUUAUAGAGUCGUGAUUUACCACUUGAAGAUACUGUGUCCCUCCAAGCUGCUAUGGUUGGUUUAGCUCUUAAAUGUUAUCCUGAAAAUAUUGAUUAUGUUGAUAAAUCUCUUCAGACCAUUUCUGAUACAUUUUCUAGACGUAAAAUUGAAAAGUAUGUUUAGAAAAAUGAAAUAAUCUACAAAAUAAAUUACUAUAUAAUCUUUUUCCUUUAGAAUCAAUCAUAAAAAUCCUGUAUCGAGAGAGUUAAUGGCUUUAAUGAAAUUGCCUAUUGACAAUUACAAUGAUCUUCUUUUAGUGAUGAAACUUAAACAUUUCCCUGAGAUCAUCGAAUAUUUUGAUUACACUGGUCGUAAAACUAUUGCUAUUUAUUUAUUACAAAAUGCUGUUCAAUACAGAACAAGAAUUCCAUCAGUUGAACAGGUAUAAUAUAUUUCGGAAUCGCAAACAUUUUUGAAAUUUUUUAUACAUUAUAAAUGUUAUCAAAACAAUUGUGGUAAUUUUAUUUAUAAAAAAAAAAACUUAUAGGCAGAAACUGUCCUUACUAUGGUGUCUCCGUUGGUUAAAGAUCAACAAGACCAACCAUUUGGUGAGGAAGAUCCUGAAGAUUUUGCUGAAGAACAAAGUCUUCUUGGAAGGUUGGAAUUGCAUUUGUUUUAGGCUAAUUAAUAAAUACAGAAUUAUUUGUUACAUGCAUAUAUAUUUUUUUUUUCUCUAGAUUUGUCCAUCAUAUGAAAGCAGAAGAACCUGAUUUACAAUUUAAAAUUUUAAUGGCAGAGAGAGAACAUUUUAGUUUGGGAGGAAACAAACGAAUAUGUUAUACUUUGCCUCCUUUAGUAUUCCAAGCUUACCAAUUGGCAUUGAUUUAUAGUGGAAAAAGAAAUCAAGUAUGUUAGAAAAAAAAAAACAAUUUUUAUUUUCUAAGGUUGUGUAAUUUUUAAUUUAAAGGAUGAACUAUGGGAGAAAAAAUGCAGAAAAAUAUUCCAAUUUUGCCAUCAGACAAUUCUAGAACUAACUAAAGCUGAGCUUGCAGAAUUACCACUUAGGUUAUUUUUACAAGGAGCCUUAACUAUUUCCCAAAUUAAUUUCAAAAACUAUGAAACUGUGGCUUAUGAAUUUUACUCACAGGUACAUAUAGUACUAACAUAAUAAUAUAAUAACUAGUUUUUUUUUCGGAUUUAUCCAAAUAGCAUAAUAUUAUUGUUUAUAUUGAUAAAUUUGUAGGCAUUUACAUUAUACGAAGAAGAAAUUUCUGAAAGUAAAUGUCAACUAGCUGCUAUUGUUCUACUAAUCGGUACGUUUGAAAAGAUUAAUUGCUUUGAUGAAGAAAAUGCUGAACCUGUUCGUACUCAAUGUGCCUUGGCUGCAUCUAAAUUACUUAAAAAACCAGAUCAAUGUAGAGCAGUAGCCAUCAGCUCACAUUUAUUUUGGUCAGCACAAAAUAAUCUUGGACAACCAGUAAGGAAAUUAAAAAAAUCUUGUAUAUGCAUUGUACACUUUUGUUUAAAAUGUUGAUCUUUAAUUAUUUUGAUCAAACAUUUUUAUAUUUUAUUUUUUUGUACUCCUUAAUAAUUUAAUAUUUUUGAUAACAGAUUCAAGAUGGUAAACGAGUAAUGGAUUGCUUGAAAAAAUGUGUCCGUAUUACCAAACAGUGUAUGGAGAUCUCGGUUCAAGUUCAGUUGUUUGUGGAAUUAUUGAACUAUUAUGUUUAUUUUUAUGAAAGAGGCAAUAAUAAUGUAAGUACAAUUGAAUAGACAUUUUAUUGUGCACAUUAAACAAAAGUACAAAUUUUUGAUUUUUAAAUAUUCAGGUGUCCAUAGACAUAUUGAAUCAGUUAAUAGGUCAGAUUAAAAAAGAAAUAACAGGUUUGGCUCCGAAUGAAGAAACCGAACAGAUAACAAAGCAUUUUGAAAACACAAUCGCACAUUUACAAAAUAGAAUCGAAUCUGUUGAUAAUGAAGAUUCAAUUUAUAAAGCUUUAGAAGGCUUAACGUUAUAAUAUUAUUAAACAAUUUAGUUAAUAAUUAGGUCCAAUUUAUUGAUACUUGAUAAUAUUAUUGAUAUUUUUAAUUUUUAUUUCAUUUAUAAUAUUAAUUAUUAUUGUUUAUACUUUAAUUAUACUCAUAUUACCCAUACAAUUUAAAUAAACUUUUUAAACAAGGCUCCACAAUUUUUAUCAUUAUAUUUUACAUAAAAUAUAUGUAUUUAUAUGAUGCAAGUAAUUAAUUUUAAGAUAAAUUUAUAUUGUACUAUUGGUCUUGAUAAAUAGUUAAUAAUAUAUAUUAUGUUUAUGAUUUUUAUUAUCAGCUUAUUUUAAAUAUUAUUAAACAAUGUGCUAAUGCACUUUAUAUAAUAUUAUGUACAAAACAUUAUUUUCAUAUUAUUAGAGAUGUGUUGAACUGUUAGAUCUUCGACCUGAAAAUUGAAAAUAAUCGAAUCAAACCAAAUACCCAAUAGUUCAGUUCAAAAAUCAUUAUAUGCCGAUUUUACACCAAUACGAUUUUCUGUGGUGGGACAUAAAGGCCUUGUUAAAAAAUGAAAAAUUCAAUUUUUUUUAAAUUAGUGAGUCUUGUAAAUCACAAAGCCAAGCAGUUUGAGAACCUAGGUUUUUGAACUAAUCUAAUUUAACUUUUUUACUUUUCCAAUGUUCGAGUUCGAUAAAAUAUUUUAAAAGUUUGAUUUGGUUCGGGCUCAAAUAAAAAUGUGUAGGUUCGGUUUGCUUCAAUCUUAAAAAUUUGUAACAUUUAUAUAUUAUAUUAUGUGGAUAAAAAAGUAAAUAAAGGGUUCCUUAUAGAAAGGAAAUAACUACAAUUUUCAAAACAUAUUUCGGGAAAGUAAAUUAGUAUUUUUAUUGAUUUAUAGGUUACCUUGGUUAAUGUAAUACAGGUAACAUGGGUAACAUUGUAACAUAAGUAUAUUAUUUUUGAUUGCCGCUUUAAUUGUUUUUCCCGUGAAAACAUAUUUGUUUUUAUCAUAAAUAAAGAAAUAUUAGUUUGUAAUUUUUAUCAUAAUAUAUACAUGGAUUAAUAUAAUGCUAGUAAAUUAUAAUUUACAUUAAAUACCUUUGUCACUUGCAAAUUUAACAUACCUUCAUUGUUUAUGUUCCCUUUUGUAGUAAGUUAUAGUUUAAGAAUUAAUAUAUUAAGUACAAAUAUGCAUUAUUUGAAAAAUUUAAUCACUUGAAGUACAAUUUGUUUUUAUAUGACC
Cinara cedri is the source of this 8397-nucleotide messenger RNA. NCBI's taxonomy places the organism in Eukaryota, Metazoa, Arthropoda, Insecta, Hemiptera, Aphididae. The record is from the annotation of a GenBank genome assembly.